CUCGGCCCUUUCCGCCUCGCUCCCUCCCGCUCUCGGGUCGUUCGCCGCGCACAGAUCGAGCCGCGCCGCCGCCUCCCCCCUCCCCCCGCCGCCGCCCAGCAGCGCCGCCGCCGCCAUGAUCAUCUACCGGGACUGCAUCAGCCAGGAUGAGAUGUUCUCCGAUAUCUACAGCAUCCGGGAGGUCGCCGACGGGCUCUGCUUGGAAGUGGAGGGGAAGAUGGUCACCAGGACAGAGGGUCAGAUUGCUGAUGCUUUAAUUGGUGGCAAUGCCUCCUCUGAAGCUAUUGAAGAAGGAACAGAUCCCACAGUUAUCACUGGUGUCGAUAUAGUAAUGAAUCACCAUCUUCAGGAAACUAGCUUCACAAAAGAGUCCUACAAGAAGUAUAUCAAGGACUACAUGAAAGCAAUCAAAGCCAGACUUGAGGAACACAAGCCAGACAGAGUAAAGCCUUUCAUGACAGGGGCUGCAGAACAAGUCAAACACAUCCUUGCGAACUUCAAAAAUUAUCAGUUCUUUGUAGGCGAGAACAUGAAUCCAGAUGGCAUGGUGGCUCUCCUGGACUUCCGUGAGGAUGGAGUAACUCCAUAUAUGAUUUUCUUUAAGGAUGGUUUAGAAACUGAGAAGUGUUAACAAAACCGAGCAACUAUUUUGGAUCACCUGUCAUCAUAACUUGCUGCUGCUCUUUCCUCAUCAACACAACACCAGGACUCAGCAGUGUCGACCAACUGGACUGAUACCAUCUUGAGCUUUAUUCACUUAUUUUUGACCCUGAUUUGGAGUGGAGGCAUUGUUUUAAAAAAAAAAAAAAAAAAAAAAACUUGUCAUGUAGGUUGUCUAAAAUAAAACUCAUUAAACCCAUUCUAGGUAAUGCCUGUUGGUCUAAUGUGUUUCUUAAGCUGAACUACUACAGUAAGCUUGCUGCAAGUCUUGUGCCCAAGGACCUUUAUACUUGUUGGUAAUAUAGCCUGAUCCUAGUACACUGCAACUUAAGACUGUCUUCAGAUAGACUUCAUGCAAGUCACUACUUGAGACACUGGAAUGCGAGCGCAGGCUCCUAACUUCUGCCUGCCUAGCAGUCUGAGGUGAAUAAGGGAAAUGUCCAAAGAAGUGCCAUCAUAAUGAAGUGGACCCUCUGCAUCUCUCACACUUCUACAAACUGAAGUAAUUAACUCUCUGGAAGAGAUACCAAAAAACCAAUAAAACAAAACUGAAUUUAAAGCUA
This is a messenger RNA of Malaclemys terrapin pileata, 1223 nucleotides long. It is a transcript of the gene TPT1, whose product is annotated as tumor protein, translationally-controlled 1. Lineage: Eukaryota; Metazoa; Chordata; Testudines; Emydidae. The coding region runs from base 116 to 631 and encodes 171 amino acids. Gene Ontology annotation, cellular component: cytoplasm. Gene Ontology annotation, molecular function: calcium ion binding. The record is from RefSeq and is a predicted model, not a curated record. The transcript is spliced from 6 exons.